AUGGUUACAACAAUCUUUACCAAUGGACGUAUUCUCUGUCCCGGCUUAUGGGGUACCUUUGUCUCUACGUUAGUAGUCGAAGAUAACCAUAUUGCGCACGUCGGCUGGGACAAUGAGCAGGCGGUUGUUAAGGUUCAAGCGACAGCAUCGACAGUAGACUUGAAGAAUCGAAUCGUUCUCCCGGGCUUUAUCGAUGGCCAUGUGCACAUCCUCAAUUUCGGCAUGUCGCUGCAGAAACUUGACCUUCUGCCUUGCAAGAACCUCGCAGAUAUCCGAAAUUCCAUCACUUCUUAUGCAAAAAGUCACCCAUCGGAUCCACGCAUUCUGUGCCGAGGUUGGGUCCAGUCGGUUACGGAUGGCAACGCUCUGGCAACAGUCUUAGACGACCUAGAUCCGCGACCUAUCUACAUCGAGGCAUUGGAUCUCCACUCAACGUGGUGCAAUACUGCCGCUCUCAAAGAGCUAGAGGCUGAUUCAAAGCCCGACCCUCCAGGAGGAAAGAUUCAUCGCUGCCAAAAUGAUGCUCCAUCUGGUUUACUCGAAGAGGCGGCGCAGUUCGACAUCGUCUGGCCAUUUUUAGACCGAGUCACAUCCAUGGAGAAGAAGGUGUCUGCGAUUGAUGCUGCGAUCGGUGCACAUCAACGUGCUGGGUAUACUGGACUGGUGGAUAUGGCCAUGGGAGAAAGUGAGUGGACUGCGUUGAAUAUCUACAGAAAUCAACGUGGUGGGCUUCCAAUUCAUGUGGCGGCACACUGGUUAGUGCCCUACUCGAAAUGUGAUGCCGAUAUCUGCAGUCAUAUUGAUCGUGCCAUUGAGCUUCAACAAACCUUCAACCGCAAAAGCUCCCCGGAUUUUUGUAUCAACGGCAUCAAGCUCCUCUGCGACGGCACAGUGGACGGAUGUACAGCGGGACUACACCAGCCAUACGGUGGAUCUGCCGAGAUCAUCGAUCCCAUCUGGCCUGCCGAUGCUCUUGCGGCAGCUAUUCGCCGUGCCACUGAUGCCGGCCUGCAGUGCGCUAUUCAUGCAAUCGGGGAUCGAACAGUGCAGCAGGCUAUUGAUUGUUUAUCCCAAAUUCCAAACCUGCGAUCCCGUCGUCAUCGCAUCGAACAUUUAGAGAUAACAACCCCCGAAGAUGCGAAAAGGCUCGGCCAACUCGGAAUAGUGGCAUCAGUCCAGCCCGUCCAUUUAGACCCAGCGACAUUUGACGGAUGGCCGGAGAUGCUUGGGAUUCAGCGUUGCAAGCGGGCUUUCGCUUACCAAGAGUUUGUCGAUGCCGGUGCUCAUUUAGCCUUUGGGACCGAUGCCCCUACUGCGGAACAUCACGCACUGCCUAAUAUUUAUGUUGCUACUACUCGGCGGUCGUCUAUCAAUCCCUCCUUGCAAGAUACCAUCAAUCCCGAAUUUGCCGUUUCCCUCGCGACCGCAGUCUCGGCAGCUACUGCGGGGGCUGCGUAUGCGUCUUUUUCAGACUCGUGGACAGGGAGCCUACGUCCGGGAUUCGAUGCCAAUUUUGUUGUGCUAGAUAUGAUCUGGGACACGGAAUCUCUUUUGGAAGCUCGGGUGUGCCAAACCUGGUACAAGGGAAAGAAGGUGUUUGAUGAAGAGGCAGGUGACCGGUGA
Penicillium expansum is the source of this 1623-nucleotide messenger RNA. RefSeq names its product amidohydrolase. The record is from RefSeq and is a predicted model, not a curated record. Gene Ontology annotation, molecular function: hydrolase activity, acting on carbon-nitrogen (but not peptide) bonds. The transcript has a single exon. NCBI's taxonomy places the organism in Eukaryota, Fungi, Ascomycota, Eurotiomycetes, Eurotiales, Aspergillaceae. The coding region runs from base 1 to 1623 and encodes 540 amino acids.